AUGAGUCGAUUGUAUUGGUUUGUUUUUUACCUUUGCGUCGCUUUCUCUACGGGUGAGUUAUUAGGCCCCGAAAGUCGUAAAGUCAAAGGGCAGUUUGACGAUGAUGAAUCCGAUAGUUUAGAGAAGUCAGAUCCAAAUGCAAAAGUCGGUGUGGAAUAUCUCAAGAAACUUUCGGAUGCAGUACAAAAAGAAUUGGCAACUCUACAAAAUGCCGCCGAAGCUCUGAAAGACAGAAUAGAUAAAAAUGAAGAAGAAAUUGAAGACUCAGUAAACGAACUUCUUAAGAAACCCUCCAAAAUGUCUGAAAUGCGAAUGGAACACAUGAAGUAUGCACUUCAUCUUUUAAAAAAACAUACAUAUACACAUCAGGAUACUAAAGAUGAAGAGGGUGGUCUUCAGAAAUCACAGGAUGAAUCAAAAGAAAUUUUUGGUAAUUUACAAGAUCCAGUUACGGAAGUAGAACCUGAGCUAACACCGGACUUGAAGGAAGCUAAACAGAUAUAUGAUGCAGCUGUAGAAAAGUUGGACCGACGGCCCGCAGAUCUACGAGGCGCCACUAUGCAAGUUAAGCUAGCAGCUGAACGUGGCUACCACCCUGCCAAGAUUAGGCUUGCUUGGUCGUACAUCUUUGGGGAGGGAGUGGAACUAGACAUAGAAAAGGCUAAAGACAUUUUUGAGGCGUUAGCCAAUGAAGGGAUUGCUGACGCACAUGCUGGAAUGGGUUUCUUAUAUGCCACGGGCCUAGGAGUGACCGUGUCGCAAGCCCGCGCUUUGGUCCACUAUACGUUCGGCAUGUUGGGUGGCAGCGACUACGCUCAGAUGGCAUUGGCUUACCGUUACUGGGCCGGUGUGACCGUGCCCAGUUCAUGCCCCAAAGCAAUGGAGCUGUACAUGAAAGUCGCUACUAAAGUGGCCAGCAAGGUGAAGAUGAGCGGCGGCACGGCGGUGCACCGCGUGCGCCUGAUGGACGAGGCCGAGAGCAGCGGCGGAGCGCUGGACAGCGACCUCAUCGACUACUACCAGCUGCUGGCCGACAAGGGGGACGUGCAGGCGCAGGUGGGCCUCGGACAGUUGCAUUUUCAAGGUGGUCGAGGUGUUAACCUGGAUAUCAGCAAAGCACUGCAUUACUUCAAGCAGGCUGCCAAGACUGGAAACGCCGUUGCCAACGCUUUCUUAGGAAAGAUUUAUUUAGAAGGUGGUGACGGUGUUAAGCCAGAUAACGAAACAGCCCUCCACUACUUCAAGAAGGCGGCAGAGCUGAACAAUGCAGUGGGACAGAGCGGUCUCGGCAUCAUGUAUCUGCAGGGCCGCGGGGUGCCCAGGGACACGGCGGCCGCCCUCAAGUACUUCACCAUGGCCGCCAACCAGGGCUGGGUGGAGGGCCAGCUGCACCUCGGCCUUAUGUACUUCCGUGGCAUCGGCGUCCGGCGCGACUUCAAGCAGGCGAACAAGUUCUUCUCGCUGGCGUCGCAGUCUGGCCACGUGCUGGCCUUCUACCACCUGGCGCUGAUGCACGCGCAGGGCCUGGGCGUGCUGCGCUCCUGCUCCACGGCCGUCGAGCUGCUGAAGAACGUGUGUGAGAGGGGCAGCUGGAGCGGCCGCCUCAUGCUGGCGCACGCGGCGUGGCGCGCCAGCGACAUGGACUCCGCGCUGGCGCAGUACCUGGCGGUGGCCGAGCGAGGCUUCGAGUUGGCGCAGAGCAACGCCGCCUACCUCCUCGACAUCGGCGAGGCGCGGCUGUUCCCGUCGGAGCAGCGCUGGGCGCGCGCGCUGCAGCUGUGGGCGCGCGCGGCGGCGCAGGGCAGCGCGGGCGCGCGCGUCAAGCUGGGCGACUACCACUACUACGGGCUGGGCACGGCCGUCGACCUGGAGGCGGCGGCGUACCACUACCGCGUGGCCUCGGAGCAGCUGCACAGCGCGCAGGCCACCUUCAACCUGGGCUACAUGCACGAGCGCGGCCUGGGGCUGGCGCGCGACCCGCACCUGGCCAAGCGCUGCUACGACCUGGCGGCCGACACGGCGCCCGAGGCGCGCCUGCCCGCCGCGCUGGCGCUGGCGCGCCUGCACGCCGCCGCCGCCGCGCAGCGCCUGGCCGACGCGCUGCCCCGCGCGCCCCUCCGCCUGCCCCUCCAGCUGCCCCUGCAGCUGCCCGCCGACUGGGACGCCUGCCUCAUCGCGCUGCUCUCGCUGGCGCUGGGGCUGAUCGUGCUGCUGCGCCGGCCCCGGCCCAAC
This is a messenger RNA of Iphiclides podalirius (scarce swallowtail), 2232 nucleotides long. The record is from the annotation of a GenBank genome assembly. Lineage: Eukaryota; Metazoa; Arthropoda; Insecta; Lepidoptera; Papilionidae.